Molecule: messenger RNA, 657 nt
Organism: Nerophis lumbriciformis (worm pipefish)
Lineage: Eukaryota; Metazoa; Chordata; Actinopteri; Syngnathiformes; Syngnathidae
Source: RefSeq, a predicted model, not a curated record
AUGGAACUUAAUUCGCUUCUAAUUCUGCUGGAGGCUGCAGAGUACUUGGAAAGAAGAGACAGAGAGGCAGAGCACGGCUAUGCCUCGGUUUUGCCCUUCAGUAGCGACUUCUCCAGGAAGAAGACGAAAAGCUCGCCGAUAAACAGAAAAAGUCCGAACAAUAGAUCGUCGCACAAUGAGCUGGAGAAACACAGACGCGCCAAACUACGACUGUACUUGGAGCAGCUGAAGAAGCUGGUGCCUUUGGGUCCAGACAGCACCAGACAUACCACAUUGAGCUUGCUGAAAAGGGCCAAGAUGCAUAUUAAGAAGCUAGAAGAGCAAGACAGGAAGGCUUUAAAUAUGAAGGAGCAGCUGCAGAGAGAGCACCGCUACCUCAAACGCCGCCUAGAGCAGCUCUCAGUGUCAGGAUCUGUGGAGCGCAUCCGCACUGACAGCAUGGGCUCCACCAUAUCCACCGACUCUGAGCAAGAGGUGGACAUCGAGGGUAUGGAGUUCACCCCUGUCGAAGUCGACAGCGUGGGGAGCAUCAGCGAUCCUGAGGAAGAGGAGGUGGAGGACGAGGAGGAGGAAGACCACUACAGCCUCCAAAGCAGCUCCAGCGACACCAGCUACACAGCCCCACAUUCCCACAGACUGCAGCCCCACCACAGUUAG